AUGCUCAUUAGCUCCAUUCUGAUUGCGCAGUUGGUAUCAGUCGUGUUCGGGCAGUUUACGGAUAUUCCGGGAAAUAGCAACAGCGGCAUAACUCUUUCCAUGAUCAACGGUCAUCAGCUGCCUUUCAAUAUCCUAGUUGUUUUGCCCGAAAACGAAUCAAACAAUGACAAAUUCGGGAUCACAAUGCCAAAAGCGCGUCCAGUAAUUGAAAUUAGUGUCAUGGAUGCAAUACGAUCUGGAAAAAUUGGUUCAGAUUUUGUUAAUUUUACAUAUCAUGACUCGAGAUUUUGGGCAAAUGCAAAUUUGGCAGAACGUUACGCAACUCUUGGUGUUGUGAAUGCAUUUUGCGCUCGACGUCUGGAUGCAAUCCUUGGCUUUGCGGAUAGCUAUAGCUUAGCGACGAUUUCCAAGAUAACAGCUGCAUUUGGUUAUGGUGUCCCAGUGAUUACCACUGCGGGAAUGGUUUCAAUGCUUGGUGACCGGCAGACAUUUCCGUUCUUGACACGGAUGCAGGGAAGUUAUCGACAGAUGGCCGAUAGUAUGUACAAGCUGAUUGCUUAUCGGGAAGAAGAAUUCGAAGAUGAUAAUUCCGGUGCCGCACCUGGCGCACAUCGUUCACCGGUACAUGAAUCACAGCUUUCGCUUGGGUAUCGGAAUCUGGUACUAAUGUAUCACGAUAAACGUCGUGCGAUAAAUCGACCACGCUUGGCGGACGGCGAAACAACGGUUGCCGAAACUGUUUCGAGCCACUGCUAUUUUACGCUUUAUGCUAUUAAAAAUUUUUUCACGGAAAAAAGCGCCUUUUUCAAGGAAGCCUGGAAAAUUCAGACACCGUCGUUGGCAUUCGAUGAGGAGAUUGAGCGGACACCAGGCGAAAUCGAAAGUUGGCUCAAAAUUGUCUCCGAACUGGCGAAUGGUUAG
Messenger RNA from Gongylonema pulchrum, 921 nucleotides. The record is from the annotation of a GenBank genome assembly. NCBI's taxonomy places the organism in Eukaryota, Metazoa, Nematoda, Chromadorea, Rhabditida, Gongylonematidae.